UAUCCGCUGGACACGUACACCCGUCGUAGGUUAACCCCCAGGAUUGUGUCGCCCUGUUCGAUUCUUGUUGUGAAGACUUCGCUACACAAGCACAGCCAUGGCCAAACCAAAGAUGUUCCUGGACAUGUCUAUAAGCGACAAGCCAGUCGGACGUGUCGUGAUUGAGAUACGACUUGACGUCGUACCGAAGACAGCAGAGAACUUCCGUUGUCUCUGCACCGGCGAGAAAGGGUUUGGCUACAAGGGGUCCAUCUUCCACCGCAUCAUCCCCGAGUUCAUGUGCCAGGGUGGAGAUUUCACUCGUGGAAUCGGAACGGGUGGAAAGUCCAUCUACGGUGGCCACAAGUUCAAGGACGAGAACUUUGAACUGAAACUUGAAGCAGAAGGCACCGUUGCCAUGGCCAACUCUGGACCCAACUCAAACGGAUCGCAGUUCUUCAUCACCGUUUGCGAGGCAAACUGGUUGAAUGGACGACACGUGGUGUUUGGGAAGGUUAUUGAAGGCAUGGAUAUCGUAAAGAAGAUGGUUGCUUGUGGUUCUGAGCACGGAUUGGUUCAGAAAGGAAAAGAAGUGAAAAUUGUUGACUGUGGACAGCUGUCGUGAUGAAGGGUGCUGCAUACAACAUUCUGGACUAGACUUUAGGUCACAUGCAUGAUUGACCUGUUUGUUUUUUAGAUUUCUGCCAUACGUACGUUUUUCUACCAAAGACGCCGAAGUAACUACGCAUGCGCAAAGUUACAGCGGCGCGCGCAAGCACGUGGAUUUAAUUAGCCAGCCAAUACCAGUUGUCUUGCGCGGUCAGGUUGUCAGUGUCUUUAUGCGGAUAGUUUUUCCUGCUGUUCAUCUUCAAAGAGGACUUCGCUACGCCAGUACAAUCAUGAGCAGACAAAGGGUGUUCUUCGAUAUCACCAUUGGCGGGAAGGCGGCCGGGCGUGUUGUCAUGGAGCUGCGAGGGGACGUCGUGCCUAGGACAGCAGGUAAGGCUAUUAGCGACUUCGCGCGGUUUUGAGACUGCGUUUAUUUCGUGUCACCCAUUCACCCCAAAAUUUUCGUCUUCCCAGUUCAUCACACAAUUGUUUUGGGUAUGUACGUAGCAAAAUGUUGCAACAACACGACUUACCCUGCCUCUCAUGGGCUUCACCACGAGCUACACACUGCCCACGGCUGACUCUAAAUAAUGCCCAUCUCUCCAUUGUAUAAUAUGACUUUAGCAUGCAGCAAACUGUACAGUUUCCAAUCCGACUUGUGUAGUUUAUGGUCAGUCUGACUACAGAAAACUUCCGUGCCCUCUGUACCGGCGAGAAAGGGUUUGGCUUCAAGGGGUCAAAGUUCCACCGCAUUAUCCCCGGCUUUAUGUGCCAGGGCGGUGAUUUCACCCGUGGAAAUGGUACUGGAGGCAAAUCCAUCUACGGUGAAAAGUUUGCUGACGAGAACUUCCAAUUGAAGCACACCGCGAAAGGCACUUUGAGCAUGGCCAAUUCUGGGGCCAACACAAACGGAUCGCAGUUUUUCAUCUGCACUGCCAAGACCACGUGGCUGGACGGAAAGCACGUUGUUUUCGGGAGCGUUGUUGAAGGCCUAGAUGUUGUGGACGAGAUGGAGGGUGUUGGCUCACGGGAUGGCCCAACAUCGAAGCCAGUUAUGAUUGCUAACAGUGGCGAGCUGUAAAGAAAUCAAGAAACAGACUGACAUGACUUUAGUUGCUUUUUCGAACUAAGAUUUUUUGGACCAUUUAGCUGUAUUAUAGUGUUUUGACUGCUAGCUUGUUUAGGAUGUCAAUAAUUCCGUUGAAAGUAGUUUUUUUGACCAGCUAUAGAUACUCAUUUUG
Molecule: messenger RNA, 1829 nt
Organism: Geodia barretti
Lineage: Eukaryota; Metazoa; Porifera; Demospongiae; Tetractinellida; Geodiidae
Source: the annotation of a GenBank genome assembly